AUGGAACGGUUGCUUCGCUUAACUGGUUUUAACGGUUUGCCGAAAACAGCGCCGCAGGAUGUGUUGAAAUAUCCAGAUACUGGUGAAAUCCUGUACGUCUCGUCACUUGCUCUUCUUAAAAUGCUUCGACAUGGUCGGGCUGGUGUUCCUAUGGAGGUAAUGGGUUUAAUGCUAGGCGAAUUUGUCGAUGAUUUUACGAUCAACGUUGUUGAUGUAUUUGCUAUGCCACAAUCCGGAACAGGUGUAUCUGUGGAAGCGGUCGAUCCGGUAUAUCAAACCAAAAUGCUAGACAUGCUUAAUCGCACGGGACGAACUGAAAUGGUUGUUGGUUGGUAUCAUUCACAUCCCGGAUUUGGUUGUUGGUUAUCCGGUGUUGAUAUUGCCACACAACGAAGUUUUGAAGCGCUCAGUGAUCGUGCCGUUGCUCUUGUUAUCGAUCCAAUACAAUCGGUCAAAGGAAAGGUAGUCAUCGAUGCAUUUCGUACUGUUGGACCAAAUGCUUUGGAAUUUAGUUUUUUGGAAGGUACCCAAAGGACACUUGCACCUACCCAAGAAUCACGACAAACCACUUCUAACUUAGGACAUAUGGUGAAACAUUCCAUCAUUGACCAACUCCAUGGACUCGGCAAAAGCUAUUAUUCAAUAACGAUAAGCUUCAAGCUAACAGUUAAGGAACAACAAAUGCUGCAAAGUUUACAUAUGAAAAAUUGGGCGGAAGGAUUACAAUUAAAUAGUUUCAAGAGUGCAGCCAAAAACAAUUUGGCAAAUAUGCAAGAAAUGGAAUUAUGCGCACUGUCGAAAAAGCAACACAAUGAAAAAAGAACAGGAAGUGAAACGGAGGAAUUAAAAGGAACGGAAAUUAAAACGGGAAAGUCAAAAGGAACGGAAAGUAAAGCAGGGAAGUCGAAAGCUGAAAGUGAAACAAAAAAAGUUGGUCAUUUCGAUCCAAAGCGACACCUUGCCACUAUUGCAAACGACUUGAUGAAGGAUAACAUUGUACAUGAGUUACGCUCCAUGAUCGAUGCCAGCGCUUUUCAGUAA
This is a messenger RNA of Loa loa (African eye worm), 1041 nucleotides long. RefSeq names its product proteasome 26S subunit. Lineage: Eukaryota; Metazoa; Nematoda; Chromadorea; Rhabditida; Onchocercidae. Gene Ontology annotation, biological process: proteasome-mediated ubiquitin-dependent protein catabolic process; protein deubiquitination. The record is from RefSeq and is a predicted model, not a curated record. The coding region runs from base 1 to 1041 and encodes 346 amino acids. Gene Ontology annotation, cellular component: proteasome regulatory particle, lid subcomplex. The transcript has 7 exons. Gene Ontology annotation, molecular function: protein binding; metallopeptidase activity; proteasome binding.